AUGGAGCCCCAAGACGAAGUCCAGUACUGCCCCUAUAGGACAAGUGCUGGAUAUGGUGAGGUCAAUACAGCGGACUACUCCAACGUACGGUACUAUGAGUUUUCGGAAUCAGAGAAUGAUAACCAGCAGAACUAUGAGGACGAAGGGCCUCAUGGUCAACGCGCAACACAGCAGCCGCCGCCAACUCUAACGUCUUCCAGUAAAAAGGCAAAGAAGAAGAGCAAGAAAGCGCGUGCUCCUUCACCUCUACCAUCUCCGCUGAACGACGCGCCAGCGUCUUCCCAGGACAUCGUAGAUCCAGACGAGGAGUGGGGUUCGCAGCCAAAGUCAAAGAAAAAGAGCAAGAAGACGCAGCAGACACCGGCUUCAGCACUGCCUGUGGAGGAGCCCACGACACCAGAACCAACAACCAUUGAUGCUGAAGAGGAACCAGUGUCGACGACAAAGUCCAAAAAGAAGAAGGACAAGAAGAAAUCGAAGGCGGGAAAGGACAAAGAUUCUGACGCUGUCGAGGAGAAAGUCGUCAUCGCGCCUCCAGCAACUGAAGUGCCGGACGAGCAAGCCGUCGAAGAGGAGAUAUCCACUCCUAAAACCAAGGCCCAGAAGGCUAAGGACAAGAAGGAAAAGAAAGACAAGAAGAAGGAUAAAAAGAAAAGCAAAGGGAAGAAUGGCGAUGCUGAGCACGAUGGUGACACUGCCGACAAGUCUCUGUCCGCCCCUGCCCCAGAGCCUUCCUCACUACCAGAUGCUGAAGCAACUUUAGAGGCGGCUGAGCCUUCUGCUUCGACCUCACCGGCUGGAGAUGACGGUGCAAAGGCUGCUGAUGAUGAGCCUGCCGCUACACCGGCAGCUAUGGAGGAAGCAGUCGGCGAUACCCCAGUUGUGGACGAAGCCCUAUCAAAUCCUCCAUCAGUCCCUGGGAACGACAUGGUAGAGGCUCACAAGGAACCUUCAGUGGAAGAGACAGCCAGCGACGAGGCGACCGCCGCCCCUGAGACGGCUGUUGAUGAGAAGGUCGCCUUAGGCGCCUCGGAAACGUCCGCCCAUGUGGCUGCCGCUGUUAGCGAAGAGCCUGCACCGCCAGCUGAGGCUGCCCUUGCACAGGAACAGGAGCCGUCACCAGAGGCGCCAGUUGUUGAAGAAGCGAAAACCGACGACCUGGCCGCUCCAGUAGAUGAUCAAAGCAGCCCGAAACCAUCGGAAGAGCCAGCCGCUUCAGAGUUGGUUGCGGAAGUUGCGUCCAACGAUACCCCCGCGCCUGCAGCUGAGGCUGGCACUGAACCUAAUACCGAGCUUGCUGUCGAGCCUGCUGCCGAGCCCGCUUCAGAACUUGCCACUGCGUCCGCGGUCGAGCCAGCUUCUGGAUCUGCUGCUGAGCCUGCGGUUGGGCUAUCUCCUGGGCCUGCCCCUGAACCUGCCGACGAACCUCCCGCCGAAGCUGCCGAGCCUGCGGUCGAGCCAGUUUCCGAAUCUGCUGCCGAGCCAGCCCCUGAACCUGCCGCUGGACCUCCUGCCGAACCUGCCGCCGAACCUGCCACUGCGUCUGUGGUCGAGCCAGCUUCUGAAUUUGUUGCGGAGCCUGCCGUUGAGCUAUCUCCUGAACCUGCUGCUGAACCUGCCGCCGAACCUCCCGCCGAAUCUGCUACAGAACCUACGGUCGAGCCAGCUCCGGAGCCUGUCGCUGAGCCAGCCGCUGAGCCAGCCGUUGAGCCAGCCCCUGAACCUGCCGCUGAGCCUGCAGCCGUACCAACUGAUGAGCCAGCCCCUGAACCUGCCGCUGAGCCUGCAGCCGUACCAACUGAUAAGCCAGCCCCUGAACCUGCCGCUGAGCCUGCAGCCGUACCAGCUGCUGAAACAGCUGUAGAUUCAGCUCCCGAAUCAACUGCUGAGCCAGCUUCUGAGCCUGCUGCUGAGUCUGCGGUCGUACCAGCUGCUGAGCCUGCUACUGAACCAGCCUCUGAACCGACUAUUGAACCAAGUUCUGAGCCAGCUGCUGAGCCAGUAGUCGAGUCGGCUACUGAGCCUACCGAGCCACCUGCCGAACCCGCUGUCGAACCAUCUCCUGAACCUGCUGCGGAACCCGCCACCAAUCUUGCUGUUGAGCCAAAUGACGAGUCCGUCAUCGAGCCAGCUGCUAAGCCAGCGUCUGGACCAAAUACCGAGCCAGUAGUUGAGUCACCUACUGAGCCCACCGCCGAGUCAACUAUCGGAACUCCCGUUGAACCUGCCGUCGAGUCUGCCAAUGAGGCAGCCACGGAUCCAGCUGUUGGAUCUGCUGUUGAGCCCGCACUUGAGGGUGUUACCGAGGCAGUUAUUAAGCCUGCAGAACCUCAAGCCGAAAGCAGUGCAGAACCUGUUGCAGAGUCUACUGAUGUUCCUGCAAUCGAGUCUUCUACCCAAGAAAUCGCCAUCGAACCCCCUGUUACGUCUCCAACCGAUUUAGCAUCUGAACCCACUUUUGAUAUUACUACUGAGUCUGCCGCUGAAGUGGUUACCGAGUCUUCAAAAGAUGCGAUUGAACCUACUGCCGUACCUACUGUUGAGCCUCUAACAGAGCCCGCCGCUGAACCUGCUACUAAGUCCGCCGUCCCGCGAACUUCUCCAGAGACAGCCCUAGAAGCUGCUGCUGAACCAGCUGUUGAGCCCUCUACAGCAUGUUUUACAGAGGAUACUCCCGAAGCCGUCACUGAAAAUACUAUCGAGCCUACAUCUGAGCCUACACAUGAGCCCGCCAUGGAGCUUGCCGCCGGAAUUCCUGCUGGACCUACUGUCGAGUCCUCUGCAGUGCCUGACGAUAAUCCUACCACUGAAAGCACCGCAAAGGGAUCUGAUGGCGAAGACAUCCUAGAACCCGUAGGAAAACCAGUGGCACCGGAUGCCUCGGCUGAGGGAGUUCAGACUACUUCAAAGCAAACCUCCGCGCCAGAAGACGAAGCCAGCGACGAGUCGGAUGCUCCUGAGGCGGAUGCAAGUUCCCCACCUCUUGCUGACACCUCCUCAGCCGAACCAGCCCUUACUGAGCUCGAAGGUGAUGAUGAUUCGGCGACAGCACCAAAUGAAGAUGAGCCAAUCAAAGACGUACAGCAUGCUAUAAGCGAGGAAGCCGCAGUCUUGAUCAGCGAGGCUACGCCAUCAGACGUCAGUUCUCCAGCAAAAUCUGACGAGACAGCGACCGCUGCCGGUGACGAGCAGUCGACUGAGGCAGCUAUUGCUUCUUCUGGCGAUGCGAUGAUCUUUAUCAACAAAGUUGAUGGCGGAAAGUCGGAAGCUGACGAGAACGAGGCGCCAUCACCUGACCUAGGCUUAAGCGCCGAUGUUGACGAGCCGGCUCCGUCGCCUUCGAACUCGUGUCAAAAACCUUCUUUGAUCGAGGUUCAUACAGAUACUUCGUCCGACGGCACACCGGUUGAAGUCAAGCAAAAGGCAGGCGAUGGAGAACCGCCACAGGUGUCACCGACAGCACUAGCGUCAGAGCCAUUAUCCGACGAUAACCUUGCUGAUGAGGAUACUCUUGUACAAUCCCCAGAUGCGAACAUGUCGGAUGUUGCUGAAGCUGGCCUAUCGGGCCAGCUGACUCAACAACCUGACGAAGGCGUCUUGGACAAGACACUUGAAGUGCCGCUUGAGGUAGCUGAACCGGUGCCAGCUGACAAGGAAGAGCUCGAUUUGGGCGCCUCUUCAGCUAAGACUGACACGGAUACUGGAGAGGUUCGGGGUACUAGCACAACAAAAUCCAACGUGCUGGACGGACUGAACACACAAAUUCAGGAGAACCCAGCCGAUCAAGAGUCUGUCACAGCGGACGAAACCCAACCCAUUGAAUUGCCAGAUGUCGCUCCAGAUGUCUCUUCGCCUGAAGAGUUGAAAUUGGAGUUGGAAACCUCCGAGAAUCCUGCAGCCAUAGUUGUCGAGGCCCCCUUGGCCGACAAAACAAGUCUAACAGACGACACCAUAUUGUCAAAGGAUGUGGGGGACAAUGAAAUUGUUGAGACACCUGCCGCUUCCCAUAAUGAGGUGGAGAAGGACUUUCAGUCGACCGAACAAGGAAACAAGAUUGAAGAAAUCGCGACCCCCUUGGCUAUCGAGUCUCAAGCGCGGGAUCUGGUCCCAGCCAUGAACAAUGACAUUUCAGACGAAGACCUGGCGUUGUACGGGAUCGCCAGUGACGGCAAGCAGCUGAGCUGCACGGAAUCAAUACUUGCACAGAACGCAGACACUACGCUGGUAGCAUUAACCUCCGAAUCCACGGAGAGCACGGAGGCCGAUCUUGAGCCAGAAACGGUUGAGGCGGUCGCCGGGGCAAUAGGAACUUCAGACAGAGGCGACGAGACUUCCAAGUCUGAGGAGACUACAUCGGAGCCUCAGUCAGUAUCAGUUGCCGCUGCAGGGGUUGCAGCAACAGAUUUUACGGUAGACGCAGGAGUCACCGCCAAUACAACUGCGACUGCCGAAGGCGACUCUGAAAGUCCUCCUCUCUCUGCGACCAAUCGAGAUGGUCCCGUGGAAGAAAGCCCGAGCUCGGAUGCACCGGCGAUAGUCGAGGAGGCCGCAAGCACAGAGGCCGAGUCGACUGCCAGCCAUGCAGGUGCCGCUCCCGAAAUUGCGUCUGAGCCUACUGAAGAAGACCCUGAGCCUACAGCCUCCGUCCUCGAACCCGGGCCAGUUGAUAGACCGGACGAAGAUCCUGACUCUGACGCCAAAGCCGAGCUCGGAAAAGGGGAAAAGGCGGCUGAUCCCGAAAAUGCGGAAAGUUCUGCUCUUGUAGAAGAAAGUGUGCCCCCAGAAACAUCAUCUGCAGAGGCUACUGCCAAGACGACGGAGGUUGACCCGGCAGAUGAUUCCGAACUUUCGAAAGAAGAAACAACCGCAGUUCAGGACGCAAAGGAUUCAAUCGAACCUCUUGAGGUUGGUCUCGAACCUAUACCUGAUAUGGCUUACACUGAGCAGCCGGCAUGUUCUUCACAAGCAACUGAGCUCGAGGAUUCCUCCGCCGAGACCAAGCCUGAAGUUGAGGACGAAGCGAACGCAAACAAAGAAUUCGAACCCAACUCGAAGGUUGUGGGGGAGCCUAUGCCUGAUGUUGUCGAGGAGCACGAAACCACCCCUAGCAAGGAACACGGUUCUGAGCUGUCCGAGUGUGAGCUCGAGCUCCCCAACGAAGAAAGCGCGGCAGUCGCAGUCAGUCAGCCUGCCGAGGCUGCUGACUCUUCUCAGCCUUCCACUGAGAAUGCCCAAAUUGAUAUCCCUGGGGAGCCUGAAGUACCUCUGUCCAUUGAGGAUGAACCCGAACAGAGCAAACAAUUCGAGGCAGAAACAACUACCCAGGUCCUUGAAGCGGACACCAGCUCUGAAGAGCCUGAAGCUGAAGGUGUCGAACGUGGAGAGCCUGAGGCUCCAACGGUCAUGUCCGAGGUCGUUUCCGAAACCCCAGACGCAGCCGACGAACCGAAAUCAAAAACAUCAAUUGGGGAACUGGAUGCGAGUGGACUCUCCGAAGAAAGAGCCCCUGAAAGUGUCGAGAAGACCGAGCCUGGACCAUCAAAGACAGAAAUCACGACAGCUGAGCUCGCAGAAGCUUCCGAAAAGAAACCGCCAACAGAGGCGCCGAUUGCUGCUCCAUGUCUUGACGCGAAAGAGCUGGCAACUGAGCCUACUGCCACGGGAGGUCAAGCUACGUUGCCAGCAGAAGCUUCCGGAGGCGCGGAGCCUGAGAAACCCAGUGAUGACCAAGCUGAGCCUGAGCCUGCAGAGGCAGCUCCGGCUGUUGUCGAACAGGGGUCUGAACCUGCUAUAAUCCACCCAAGUUCCGAGCCAGAGGUCUUGUCCUCCGAUGACUCGAAGGCGGCGGAUGCCCCUACCAUCGACUCGGUUCCAGAGGGCUCACCAACCGAAGUUUCACAGCAAAAUAACGGAGCAGAAAUUGAGCCACCAGAAGCAGCAGUCGAGGAUGAAAAGCCAGCUUCCGAACCCGAGGCACAGACUGCAACCCCUAAUGAGUCAGAAGAUGUCCAGGCAAUUGAGGAAAAGUCGUCCCCUCAGGUGGACAGCUCAGCUCAGCCCAAGGCAGAGGUGGUUGAAGAAGACAGCACCGAGACGCCCAAGGAUACUGAGGCCGCAAUUCAAGAAGAUAAGCCCGCUACUGAGGUCACCGAGGACGCGCCCAAGCCAGGGGUCCCUCCUAAGGAACCGGACAACGGCGAGCCCAUUGACCCAGCGUCAGCUCCUGAUGACGCAGCCCCUGUAACGGAACCUGGAAUUUCUGCUGUCGUAUCGCCCCAGGAGACAGAAGAACCGACCGGUUCCACUGGGGAUGUCGAGCCUCCUGGAGGCGCGGUUCCCAGUCCGGAAGCGGCCACGCCCCAAGAAGAAUCGUCCAAGGAGCCUCAGCUUGGUGAGACUGCGGAUCCGACCGAUGCAGCACCACCGACCCCACCACCCGAAGUUGAUGAAGACAACAAGGCUGAAGCGGAGGAGAGCAAGGACUCUGUUGGUCCCAUCAUCGGCAGCGAACAGACAAAGAGUCAACCCAAAACAGCUGCGGGCGACGUGUCUGGGCCAAGCGUCCCCGAAUUGGUAGCGGGUCAAGGGUUGGCGAUGAUUCCUGCCCUUGACACAGCCGUCGGAGAAAGCCAUGUUGUCAUCGGUCGAGUCGGCCAUGUCGAGACCAACACCCUGGGCGACGAACAGUCAACUCCUGUCAUUGCUGCAGCGCCUGAGACGUCAGAGACUUUGCCAGGCGAAUCCGUGGAUCUACCGCAAACCCCAGUCGUGCUGGACAUUACCUCUGAGGUGGACUACACUACGACAGAUCUUGCAACAGACGGCCUGGAGGCCGGCACGGAUGCAAGUGAAAGGGAAGAGCCCGACAUUGUCACGACUACGGUUGAUGACGGAGAGCUUGAUAUCUUGCAGGACGGAGAUCAACCUCUUGCAGAGUUGAAUCUCGCAUCAGUCAAAGAACAGCCCUCGGUCCAGCUCUUUUCUCAGGAUCAAACCUCUAUGGGUGCUGGGCCUGAUUCUGACGUCUCAACAGAGGCGGCGGCCGAAAAAGUGGCGAUAUUGACUGCCCAGCUGUCAGCAUCGCCCAUCUCCGUAACCCGUGUGGACACUCUCGCCAUUGAAGACACGGUGGCGAAAGACAUCGAGACUGAGCAGGAUGCGUCUUCUUCGAUGGGCCGGGAAUCAGGCGUGCAGCGUAAUGGCGUGUCGGGCACGGAAACCUUCCCAUCUGAGGAGCCAGCGCCGAAGUUCGCAGUUCUCGCGGAAGAGAACGAUCACGCCCACAACGAUGAUACUGAGUCUGUCGAAAAGCAUCAUCAAUCGCUUGUGGAUGAAGAGACUCUAGCCAAUACGGGUGAUGGGACGCAGUGGACUGCGUCUGAUUUGGCAGACACAUUGGCAAUUGCUCCAUCCUCGGCUGAUGAGCCUAUGAUCGAUGUCUCGUCUGCGCUAAAAGCUACUGAGGAGAAUAGUUCUUCGCUUGUAAACGAAGACCUUCCCAUCUCGGAAGCCAGACUAUUCAAUGAGCCGGUCGUGUUCGUCGUCGACGACGCUCAAAGCCCAAGAAACGCCAAAGAACACCUCCUAGUGUCGCCAACCGACACCGAGGAUGACAUCGAUGCUGCAGCAAGACUUGAAGAUGUCAAUGUCCCCGAAGAGAUCAAAAAGAUGGGGAAGUCAGAAAGGCACACGUAUCCCGAGGUUGAGGCCCUCCCUGACCACUCUGGGAGCCUGGAGUUGCCUCUUGAAGAGUCAAAACAAAUGGCUGGCGACAUCGAGAUCAACAGCGUAUUCCAAAAUAUGGCAACUGCUGCUGCAGUCACAGAGGGAGCCGCGAGUCCAGUCGCAUCUGCUCCCGUGUUCUGCAACGAUCAAUCAUCCCGUGAGCAGACGUUGGAGACGCCCUCUAUCGCACAUCGCGCAUCCUCCGAAAAGUUGACCCAAUCUCUAUUUGACCAACCAAUGUCAGUGUCAGGCGAGAGCUUUGAGAGGCAGAACGCCGACGAGGUUGUUGACGUAACGGCUUCAGCCUUGAAGUUACCCUCCGAGCCUGGAAACUGCCACGCGUCACAGUCGCCAGGCAAACCUGACAAUCUCGUUCUUUUCGACGAAGGCACUCAGACGGAUGAGUCCUUCUUGAAGUCUCAACUACGCUCUCUUACACCCCGGCUGGACGCACUCUCACGAGCGGCAACGCCUGCCAUUGUCUUGCCGGACGCAGCCGAACCUACGCCUCCUCUGUCACCAUCGGGCAGGCAGUGGGAAAGAAUCAGGAGACGGGAACGUAAACAGUCUAUUGCUCGCGCCGAAGAAAUGGUGGCUGCCGCCGUAGUUCUGUAUGCGACGGCGGAAGUUCUCAGCCCGCCAUCGAGUCCUACACUGGGAAGCUCUAAGCCGAACCCGAUGCACAAUCUGCAAAGCAUCGAGCAUCAGAUGCUGAAUGGCCCGAUUUCGGAUGAAGACAGUCUCACGCGCAUCGAAGCAUCCGCUUCUACGUUGCAGAUGACAACAAAGAAGCAGACUCUUCUCAUGAUCGUGAAAGACGUCGCAGGCACCGAGUCUCUCACAACUCUUCCCAUCAAUCCAGCCACCACUCCAGCCGCAGCCGGCCUGAAGACUCGAGUAAGGAUGGCAGUAGCCGCCGCCACUCACACCACUCGAGUUCAUCCCACCGCCGGCAUCGCACUGAUGCCGAACGCGAGCGUGACCGUCAGCGUGACCGAGAGCGAUAGCGGCUUCUCCGCAGAAAGCCCUCAGGCUACCGGCUCCGCCCGCCGACGGUAUCGCAGCGAGCGCACACCCGAAGAACAAGCCGCCCACGAAAGGAGAAAGGAGGAGCGGCGAGCACGUGAACGUGCCGAGGAGGAACAGGCAGCGCGCGAAAGGAGAAGGGAGGACAGACGGGCACAUGAACAUGCCCGAGAGAAUCAGGCUGCGCCCGAUCACAGACGAGAAGAGCGGCGCGAGCGGACUCCGGAAGAGCAGGCGGCGCAUGAGCGGAGGAAGGAGGAACGUCGGGCUGCACGCGAGAAGGAGCGAGAGUUGGAGAGAGGUGAAGAGAGGCGCAGAGAGAAGGAGAAGGAAAGGUCGCGCAGCUCAGCAGUCAAGGAGAGCAAGGGUAAGGAACCCGAGAUUGACGCCUCGUCGCCCGCGGAGCGUGCCCCCCACCAUCGCCGAGUGCGACGCCACAGCACUUCAGUCCCCAAGGAUGAAGGGCCCGCCUCGGCGCCUGCAACCGUUUCGAACAAGAAGUUCUUCGACAUGAAGAAUGCUGAAGGCGGUGUAGGGCUGGGCUUCCAAAGCCCGUCAUCCCACGCGAAACCGGCAACGCCUGAGCAGGCCCCAACGGUGACAUUUGAGGAAGCUUCGCCUUCUUCUCGUGAGGUGCCUAAGCGGUCGAGCACUACCCGCUCUCGGCACGGGCACGGGCACAGGUCUCGCACGGAGGACCUGUCCAAACUAGCGCGAGCUCGAGACGCUGUGGCCGAGGAGGCUCGCGAGGCCAAGGAGGCCAAGGAGGCCAAGGAGGCCCGAGAAGCGCGGCGAGCAGCGAGGAGGGCGAGGGAGGAAACUGCUGCUUCUGAGGAAGGGUCUAGCACUAAGGGUGAAGACUCUCGGAGGAGGGCGAGGGAAGAGGAGCGGAAGAGGACGCGUGACCGUGAUAUCGAGAAGGAGAAGGAGAGGGAGAAGAACGGGUUCAGGGCCGCGUUCAAGCGGCUGUUCACAUCAUGA
Molecule: messenger RNA, 9732 nt
Organism: Verticillium nonalfalfae
Lineage: Eukaryota; Fungi; Ascomycota; Sordariomycetes; Glomerellales; Plectosphaerellaceae
Exons: 6
Coding region: 1-9732 (3243 amino acids)
Source: RefSeq, a predicted model, not a curated record